CAAAACGCAGCGUACGAAUUGUAGGCUCGACGAGUGUGUUCGUCAACACACACCUCAUUUAACACACGCAUGCGAUAAGCGUUUUACGAGCUAAGUAUUUGACACUGAUUUCGUUUAUCAUGGACUCCAUGUUGCUAUCUAGCGAGAUAUUUGGUUCUAUUGAAACACAAGUAGCCGAAGGCGGAGAAGCUGAUCUGCACGAACUUUUAAAGAAAUGUCAAAAAAAUCCGGAACAUAAAGAGUUUAUUCCGUACACACAUUUUAAUAUCAAUCAUCUACCUGAAGGCCUUAAAGAUGCAGACUUGUAUGAGUAUAUAAGAGCUGAAGGCCAUUUAACUGUGAGGGUGGAUGUCAAAAUGACCAGUCCACACCGUCCAAAGUUUUUGCCCAAUUCAAAUGUGCCCUAUCCCUACUACGAGCCGAAGAAAAAAGAAUCCCUGAGAUUUGGCAGUGGGGAAGUCUACAACGUUAUCAAAUUUUUAGACGGCAUUGGCCAAGACGUUCGUGGGCAUUCGUUUUUUAGGCAAUACUCAAGUUGCAUUUGCCCGAAAUGUUCUUUAGUACACAGCCAUGGGCAAAGUGGGGCACCCAGCAGUGUCUGGUGGGAGAUAAUCAUAAGAACAGCUACGCAUGUUGUCUUUGACGACAUUGAGGCUGAACAUACUAAAUGCAAAUUGUAUUACGAUGAGCAGAAUCACCCUGGUACCAUCCUGGAAAUUUCAGCGUUUAUGAUAGGACGAUAGAAACCGACUCGUUUCUGCUGAAGCUUGUGGUUUGUGAAGGAGAUUUAGGGGACGAGCUCUUUGCGAAAAGGAAGCAUUGCCGGGAGUUGUGGAGCAAAGUCUGCACCAAGUACCGUAACUCUGAAACCAAGCUGUGCUUCAUCGUCUCCCACCCUCACGGAUGCCCUAAACAGGUCAGCAUUGGGGAGUGGCUCACAAGUGUCAAAAAAAGAGAAUACAGCAAGGACUAUGACCUGACCAAGCUGACCUACACCACGUGCACCUGCCCAGGCAGCAGCGGAGCUUACGUCCACAGCAUCGGUCUGGGUGGAAGUCAUGUCCACAGAGGAUGUAACAGCUUUGGCAUAAACUUCAGCGGCCAUGGAAUACAGAUAAAGAAAUAAGCUGCAACGCUGUUUCACUGAGUCUUUCUAAGCUAUAUAAUUACUAGCUAUGUUUUACCUGGCUUUGCUCGGGUUUGUUUGUUUUUUUUUUUUUUCGUUUUUUUUAAUGCUGUAUUUACCGUGGCUACGCAGUCCCAGCUGUGACCUACAUAUUUUCCACAUCCAGGGCGAGCAUGACCAUUGUCCGUCUUAUAUGAGGCAUAUGGACUGUUUAAAUAGUUAAAAUCUAUGUCAAUACACCUAAUUUAGUACAAGGCAAUGUACAUAUCCUAAGAUCACGGCUGUAAUUAAGAAUCGUUAAUACAAAGUUUCAUUAUCAUUGGA
This is a messenger RNA of Biomphalaria glabrata, 1450 nucleotides long. RefSeq lists its product as uncharacterized. The record is from RefSeq and is a predicted model, not a curated record. The transcript is spliced from 3 exons. Lineage: Eukaryota; Metazoa; Mollusca; Gastropoda; Planorbidae. The coding region runs from base 120 to 743 and encodes 207 amino acids.